AUGGUUUUUGUGUAUGUUGUAGCUAAUUUGUUGAUGAUUGUUGGCUUGAUUGUUACAACAACAAUUGCUUAUUAUAAUUUUAAAGCUGUUACUCCAGAUGAAGCUGAAAAGUUUAUUGUUCUUCGAUUCAAUAGUGAUAAAUAUAAUAAUGAUAAUAAUACUAAAUUAUUUAUUGAUGAAUUUCAAUCACUUCAACAAUGUUGCGGUAAUGAGGGUAAAAAAAAUUACAUCGAUGAUGGAAAUUUUCCACAGUCUUGUUGUUCACAAGAUGACUUUGAUAGACAAACUUGUUAUAAAAAUUCUUACAAAAUGGGUUGUGUUACUAAAAUCCCUGAAAUGAUGCAAGAAUUAAAUGCAAUUAUUUACAAUAAAUAUAGUGAAAGAAAAGUCCUUUUAACAGCUGCUAUUGUCAUUGGAAUUAACGAGUUUCUAUCUGUUGUAUUGGCAUUAAAAUUGGCACAAUCUAUCGCGAGAAAUCGACGAAGAUCUUAUGUUGCUUAA
This is a messenger RNA of Aphidius gifuensis, 501 nucleotides long. RefSeq lists its product as uncharacterized. The record is from RefSeq and is a predicted model, not a curated record. The transcript has 4 exons. Gene Ontology annotation, cellular component: membrane. Bases 1 to 501 code for a protein of 166 amino acids. NCBI's taxonomy places the organism in Eukaryota, Metazoa, Arthropoda, Insecta, Hymenoptera, Braconidae.